CUUAACUGCUCACCCUUCCCUUUUUCCCUCUUGCCAUCUCUUUUUUUCCCUUCUCCCUACCUUUUUUCGGCGUAUUCACGAUGGCCAUACAGAAAGAACCCGGUCAAAAGGGCAUCAACUGGUCCAAUAUUGCUGUUGGUGGUAUCAUGAAUAUGUUCGAGGUCACGACUCUUGGACAGCCUUUAGAAGUCCUCAAGACGCAGAUGGCUGCUAACCGGUCGCAGACGAUGUUGCAAGCCUGCAAAACGGUCUGGAGUCGAGGAGGUUUUGUUGGUUUCUACCAAGGCUUGAUCCCAUGGGCGUGGAUUGAGGCUUCAACAAAGGGAGCUGUGUUGAUAUUUACGGCAUCAGAGGUCGAGACUGGUACAUUGGCCAUGGGAAUUAACCCAGCCUUUGCCGGUCUCUUGGGAGGCAUGACCGGCGGUGUUGCCCAAGCUUAUGCGACCAUGGGUUUCACGACGUGUAUGAAAACAGCUGAAAUAACGCGUCAAAAAACGGCUGCUUCCGGAGUGAAGGCCCCUUCAACGUGGGCACUCUUUGCUGAAAUUUACAAACGGGAAGGCUUGGCUGGUGUUAACAAGGGUGUCAAUGCUGUCGCGGUGCGUCAGUGUACCAACUGGGGUUCUCGCAUGGGAUUCGCUCGCUUGGCCGAGACUUUCAUCCGGAAAGCCCGUGGUAAAGGGGACAACGACUCUUUGAAUGCUUUCGAGAAAAUUACGGCCUCAACUGUUGGUGGAACCCUGGCAACUUGGAAUCAGCCGAUUGAAGUCAUCCGUGUCGAGAUGCAAUCCAUGGCAAAAGGCGCAGCUAAUGCUAAUCGACCCGAGAAACUCACGAUUCUUAACACGUUGACCUAUAUCUACAAGGAAAAUGGUAUCAAGGGACUCUACCGUGGUGUUACCCCCCGUAUAGGUCUCGGUAUAUGGCAAACCAUCUGUAUGGUUAGCUUCGCCGAUUAUGUCAAGUUAUGGGUCAAGGGGAAAUGAGCUUUCGUAUUAUAAUACCCACUUUAGAUUACUCUACAAUCGUAGACUAUGUACUUAUUGCUUUUUACAUUUUGACGCGUACCAAAAUUGCCUCCGGGUACCAUUGAGCCGGUUCCGGUCCAGAUUUCAUUUCUAAGAA
Molecule: messenger RNA, 1125 nt
Organism: Desarmillaria tabescens
Lineage: Eukaryota; Fungi; Basidiomycota; Agaricomycetes; Agaricales; Physalacriaceae
Product: mitochondrial carrier domain-containing protein
Exons: 9
Coding region: 81-986 (301 amino acids)
Biological process (GO): alpha-ketoglutarate transport; mitochondrial citrate transmembrane transport
Cellular component (GO): mitochondrion
Molecular function (GO): tricarboxylate secondary active transmembrane transporter activity
Source: RefSeq, a predicted model, not a curated record